AUGGCCACAUUCGAGCGAUUGAUUCGGUUCAAGACCGCCGACGGGGCGGUUCUGUACGGGGACUUGGGUGCGGAGACGCCGACGAGGGAGAUUCUGGGGAGAGAAGUGGAUGUGCUGGAGGGGGAUAUAAAGACUGGGUUUAGAAAGGGGGAGGGGAAGGCAAAGGUGGAGGAGUUGUUGUGUCCGUUGGAGAAAGAGAUGGUGGCGGGAGUUUUGUGCAUAGGCUUGAAUUAUAGGAAGCAUGCUUUGGAGUGUAAUCUCGAGAUCCCCAAAAUGCCCGCCCUCUUCACCAAACCCCGCGACGCCCUCGCCGGCCCCCUCGACCCCAUCCCCAUCCCCCCAACCUGCCAAUCCGCCCUCGACUACGAAGGCGAACUAACCAUCAUCCUCUCCCGCGACUGCAAAAACGUCUCCGCCGCCGAAGCCCCCUCCUACAUCCUCGGCUACACCGUCGCAAACGACCUCUCCGCCCGAAACUACCAACUCCCCGCCUCCAUCUCCGGCGGCCAAUUCAGCUACGCCAAAUCCUUCGACCACUUCGCCCCCAUGGGCCCCUGCAUCGCCAGUCCCCGCGCCAUCCCCGAUCCCCAGAACCUGCACUACGUCACCAAGGUCAAUGGCCAGCUGCGCCAGCAGACCUGCACCGACGAUAUGAUUCAUGGUAUCCCCCAGAUCAUCGAGCAUCUCUCGCGCGGCACGACGUUGAGGGCGGGAACGGCGAUUCUAACGGGUACGCCGAGUGGGGUGGGGUUGUUUAUGGAACCAAAGGGGUUUUUGAAACAUGGGGAUGAGGUCGAGGGCGUUGCAAUUCCCGCUUUCCCAUUGCAAUAUUGCCAUGGGCUGCCCAACGCACUUGCUCACUUGCUCUUUCAGUUCACAGAUGGGAUGGAGUUGCUUGCCGAUGACGAUGUCGAUGCUCAGGGCGAGACUGAUAGUGAUUUUGGUGCUGGGGGCGAGGCGGAUACUGAUGUUGAUGCUGAGGGCGAAACGGACAGUGGGAUUGAGGAUGAUGAGCCUGCUGAUUUGAAGAGGGUGCAGGGUGGUGAUGAGACUCAGGCUCCUUUGGGAACUGACUGUUUGAUUGAGGCCGAGGGGAGCCCCGGUGGCAAUGCACCUACUGCUUCGAGCUUGCAGAUCGAUAACGAGAGUCAAGUCCAAACUCAGAAUACUGCGCAACCGGAACCUCGGCAAGCCGGAGAGCUAGAAGAUGCCAAUAAUUUCGAUGGACAGGAUACAGGUGGACUUCGAACGAGCCCUAUGGUUCAAGAUGACGAAGCGGAGCUUGAGCACGACAGGCGAGGACACAAUGUACGAGGAAAUGGGCGUCAAUCUCGCAGUUUGCCAGCCAUGACCCAAGGUCCUGAAAGUAUUCGUAAUCUGGUACUUGAUUGGAUUCGAUCAGAGGUGACGGGCCCCCGGAGGUCUGGUAUCGACUGUUCGACUUCAAGGUCUGCAACCGGCAACGUGAGCGGGGGCAGAAUGAGUCAAGGACGUUUUGACUCGGGCGCUGGUCUGGAUCCUACGCCAACGGUUGGACUUGAAGCUGCUGGCGACAGUGACUCGGAAUAUGGCGAUGAGGGAUUCUCGAGCGUGGAUGAUCGUGCUAUCAAGUUGGCCUAUCAACGACAGCUAGAACGCCAACGUAAACGCCGGCAACAGCAGGUCGCCAAAGGACUAAAUGGUUCUGCGAAGAAAGGAGGCUUCAGACAGUAUACCAGGGAAGACAUGGAUAUGGUCCCAUGGUCAUGUCGUAUCAACACCAACACUAUUCUGAGCAGAGAGUUCAUCGCAGCCACCCUAGUAUUCCUCGACAGCAUUUGGCAAAAGGACGUUGAGUCCAUCGAGACGCAGGUUGAUGCCUUCAUGGCAACGCACCGGCCUCUAUUCUCGUCCUUUGCUGAUUUAUCCGUCUGGCAACACCCCAUCCUAUCAUGGUGCCUUCGCGUCGAGCGCAGACUCAAAUUCCACGAGGCGGAUUCUCCUGCGCAAAUGGAGCUGGCGCGUGAGCUUGGCCUGGGAAUACCACAUCCCCACGAUGGGUACCCUUGUCCUGCAGAUUGCCCUCGUAGAAGCCCGCCCGUUGAUAUUGAACGAAGCUUGGAAGAAGGUAGGAAGGUUUACGUGGGUCAAAUCACUUUUCUGUCGAUGAAGAAGCAGAGGAUCAAGGAGAUUGAGGAGGCGGAGCGUGAGGGGAGACCGCCGCCAGAUGGCCUCUUGCUCAAACCGAUUCCGCAUGUUCCUGAACGUCCGGAUGGGUAUGAAACCCCUCCCUCGCCAUGUAGUCCGCCACCAGCCUCUUCUGGGCGUCUUGGUGUCGAAGUGGGCGGGGAAGGUGAAUUCGAUGUUCCCAAUUCACCUGGUCCGUUUGAUUCACCUAGCUCGGACAGUGAAUCGAGGUCAACGCUGCCAUUGCCAUUUGAGAAAUCCUUUGGCAAGCGGCCUUUUGGUUCCAUGGGUCCUCCUAUUAUUGCUAAGUCUCAAUUACGUCCUUUGGUAUCGGACAACACUGAGACGUCGAUGAGGGAAAUCAUGCCGGAGCUAUCAACGGAGAUGGUUCAGGGGACUGACGAUGCCAUGGAGCUAGAACCUCACGCCGAAGCAUCGAGCUCGAGGCCACAAUCUCAUGGCUCUAAAUCCGGGACAGUCCAAUACCAGCACAGAUGUUACACGCAUGCCCCUCCCAAAGCCCCAUCCUGCUACAUCAAACGCCUCCCGCCAUCCCAUAAUGCCGCAAAGGAGAAAAUAUCACGCAAACGCCCACGUUACCCAUGGAGUCCCGACCCCGCAACCAGCCCACGCUACCCAGGGAGUCCUGAGACCAAAACCAGCCCACCAUCUCUCAACAGCCUAGAAACUCUACAGGCAGCAAACCAGUCCCGGCUCGAUGAAGCACUUGGCAUCGAUUCUGACGAGGAAGUUGUCCCAGCGAGUCACAAUGAGGGAAGCGGUGUCGAUCCGAAGCGGACAGUACAGACGGUGCAUACGGUGAUGAGGUAUAUACUCGGUGAAUUUGAGCAGGAAAGGGGAGAUUUGGACAUUAGGAAGCCAGGCGGUGGGAGUGGUGCGUUGGCGACGGCGAGUGUUGAGGAUGAAGGCACACCGCUGGAGGGUCUGCGUGCGCUCUUGCCGUCGCCGUUGCUGGAUGAUAUAUUGGGUGAUGUGAUUCGGGAUGUGGGGAAGAAGCGGCGACGCGAUACUGACGUUGAAGGCAUGUUGGAUGAGGUCGAAGAUAGGAAACGACAGAAGAGGGAGGCUGAGUCUACAUCCACGGAGUUUCCUGUGACGCAGAAUCGCAACCCAACAUCUUCGAUGACGAUAUCGACACCCAAAUCACCUCCCAUUGAUGACGCGAGCGAAGUUUACAAUCGCGAGCCACCGGCUAUGACACCCAGCCCUAGGCUCAAGCAUGCGCGUCUGGGCGAGGAAAACGCAGCAGUCACACCCAAUCCAUCCCCUCCUUCUGCCUCCCCUUCUACGUCCCCCCCUCUCCCCACUACCACUCACCAAUCCACCCGCUCACCCGCUCAAAUCUCCACUCCACUCCCACCCACUCGAUUCCACAGCUCCCCGCGCGACGCACACGGCGAUCGACUUGCUGCCUUGAACGCCGCGCGGCUGGGACAGCGCCAAGAUCCCAUGAUUCCCACAUAUAGUGCAGAGGGGGGAGAUCGGGCUGCUGGCGGAGAGCAACCACCUGCUGCGAGGGCACAGUCUGGGGCUGGGACAGAGUCGAUGGGAGGGGUACAGGGGGAGGGGGAUCCGGUGUUUGCGUGGCCAACUGGGCUGGAGGGGGAGGAGGAGGGGGAAAGUGGGAGCGAGAGUGAGGAUGGGAUGCAUGAGGUGGUGUAG
Molecule: messenger RNA, 3849 nt
Organism: Plenodomus lingam JN3
Lineage: Eukaryota; Fungi; Ascomycota; Dothideomycetes; Pleosporales; Leptosphaeriaceae
Source: RefSeq, a predicted model, not a curated record